Monopterus albus (swamp eel) is the source of this 4567-nucleotide messenger RNA. RefSeq names its product YTH domain containing 2 (gene ythdc2). Lineage: Eukaryota; Metazoa; Chordata; Actinopteri; Synbranchiformes; Synbranchidae. The transcript is spliced from 32 exons. Gene Ontology annotation, molecular function: protein binding; helicase activity; ATP binding. The record is from RefSeq and is a predicted model, not a curated record. Gene Ontology annotation, cellular component: intracellular anatomical structure. Bases 362 to 4567 code for a protein of 1401 amino acids.
UCAUGUCAGAGAUAUAACCUUACAGUUGGCCGUGAUGAUUUUGACGAGCUACAGUAUUUUUUUUUUAACCACAAUGGCUUAAAGGUUAGCCCAAAUUACAUUACUUAGUGAGGUUUGACGUAAUGACGCCAUGAUUUUGAAGGAGUCGGACCGGAUUUACUUUUGUUGGCGGUAUUUUUACCGGCAGAACCAGAAGGCAUAAACGUUGGGACUGCUUCAUUGGAGCACGUCGCAGAGAAGGGGCUGCUUGUUGUCUGUUUGAGAGUCGCUGGAGGCCGGAGCGCUUCAUUCAUCGAGCUGCUUUCCCUGUUCUUUGACCCUCUUCUCUUUGAGUCAUACUAUUUCACACAAUCUGUGCAUCAUGUUGAAUGCCAGUACAACCUCACAAAAAACAGCCAAGAGCCAGAAAACUUCCCGUGGUUCCAUCUCCAAACGCCUCAAAGAAAUUCGCAUUGAUGAAGAAGUAAAGAUAGCAGUGAACCUCUCUCUGGAGAGGUUUCGUUACAGCGACGAGAGAGAGAUGGAAUUUCCCUCCUCCUUGACCAGCAAUGAAAGGGCUUUCAUUCAUCGAAUGGCACAGUCACUGGGUUACAUUUCUAAGAGUAAAGGGAAAGAGCCAUAUCGCAUCCUCACCAUUAGGAAGAAGGGCGGUUUAGAGAAACCUCAGCCUACCAUGCCCCUCACAGUCUCCCAGAAUUCCUUAUAUUUCAUCCGAAGCCUGCUUCAGAGGUUUCCCAUCACCAAUAAGCAACGUGCAGACUUGCAACUCAACAACAGAAGUGACAUGUCUGUGGCUGCAGAACAUGACAGGAGCAAGGCAAGCGGGGGCUUAAACAACGGCAUUCCCAUGGUACCUCGGAGGAGGAGUCCAACGGAACUGGACAGUUUUCGAUGCUCCCUGCCAGUCCAUGAGCGCCAGGAGGAGAUCGUCCAGCUCAUCAGAGAAAACAGGGUGGUGCUGGUGGUGGGAGAGACCGGCUCUGGAAAAACUACACAGAUCCCACAGUUCCUGCUAGAUGAGUGCAGCAGGAACGGAGAGCCCUGCAGGAUCUUCUGCACUCAGCCCCGUCGCCUGGCUGCCAUUGCUGUGGCUGAGAGAGUGGCAGCAGAGAGAGGGGAGAGUGUGGGCCAGACUGUUGGCUAUCACAUCCGACUGGAGAGCAGGAUCUCUCCCAAGACACUGCUGACCUUUUGCACCAGUGGAGUGUUCCUCAGAACACUGAUGGGUGGAGAUGCCAGCCUGACAACUGUCACACAUGUCAUUGUGGAUGAGGUGCAUGAACGUGAUGGUCUGACUGACUUCCUGCUAACUAAGAUGCGGGAUGUGCUUCAGAAAAUCCCCACACUGAAACUGAUCCUGUCCAGUGCAGCUCUGGAUGUAGACCUGUUCCUUAGAUACUUUGGCUCCUGUCCUGUUAUCCACAUCAAGGGAAGACAUUUUGAAGUGCAGGAACUCUUUCUGGAGGACAUCCUGAGACUGACGGGCUUCCAAAAUAAGGACAUGAAGAAAUACAAGGAAGAGAUGCAGACAGAGGAGAAGAAGAAGAAAUGUUUGGCGGAGUGGUGCGACACAGUGGAGGACAGUUGUGUUGGAGAGAACCAGAGGAGCCCCGGGUGUGCCCCAGGCUUCCUCCAGGACUCUGGCACCCUGGACAGAGGGGACAGAGGGGACAGCACCUGCAUCAAGCCAAAUGAGAAUGACUCCGACCAGCUGGAGCCGUGGCUGCUGAAGGAAAUGGACUCUUGUAUGUCUAAUGCCUUCCUCAGUGAAGACCAUGAUGCUUUCACUCAGCUCUUCAACCUCAUCCUCUAUGAAAAUGUUAACGUGGACUACAAGCACAGUGAGACGGGGACCACGCCCCUAAUGGUGGCAGCAGGGCGAGGGUUCCUCACACAGAUGGAGCAGCUGCUCAGCAUGGGGGCCGACAUCAACAUGAAGGCAUCCAAUGGAUGGACGGCCUUAGACUUUGCCACACACUUCCAGCAGACAGAUGCUAUGGAUCUACUCAAAUCUUCUUUUCCUUUGAGAGCAGAGAGCAGCCAGGAUGAGUCUACUCUGGUGCAGUGUGGCGGUGCAGAGCUGAGCACUGAAGAGCAAGAGUUGCUCAGACAGUACCACCACAGCUUUAAUGAUGAGCGGGUGGACCUGGACCUCAUCAUGAAUCUGUUGCACAACAUCGUCUCCACCAGCAAUGAUGGUGCUGUUCUGAUUUUUCUUCCUGGAUAUGAUGAGAUAGUGGCACUCAGGGACCGCAUCCUGUAUGAUGAUAAAAGAUUCUCCACCCCUUCUGAGAGGUACCAGGUGUUCACUUUACAUUCAGACAUGCAGACUCUAGAUCAGAAGAAAGCCAUGAAGACGUCUCCACCAGGUGUCAGGAAAAUAAUUCUUUCUACUAACAUUGCUGAGACGAGCAUCACCAUCAACGAUGUGGUCUUCGUUAUUGAUUCAGGAAAGGUCAAAGAGAAGUCCUUUGACACCCUCAGUCAUGUGUCCAUGUUAAAGACGAUUUGGAUCUCAAAAGCCAGUGCACUGCAAAGGCAGGGAAGAGCUGGGCGCUGCAGACCAGGGAUUUGCUUCCACCUUUUCAGUCGACUCAGGUUCAACAACAUGCUCGAAUUCCAGGUUCCGCAGCUGCUGCGGAUGCCACUGCAGGAACUGUGUCUGCAGACCAAGCUGCUGGCUCCCAGCUCCUGCUCAGUAGCUGAGUUUCUGUCCAAAGCUCCACAGCCUCCUCCUGCUCAUGCUGUCAGGAAUGCAGUGCACAGGCUUAAGACAAUAGAUGCUAUGGACCAGUAUGAAGGCCUGACUGAUCUGGGCUACCACCUGGCUGAUCUACCAGUAGAGCCCCACCUGGGCAAGAUGGUCCUCUGCGCCGUGGUGCUCAAAUGCCUUGACCCCAUUCUAACUAUUGCCUGUACACUGGCCUAUCGUGACCCAUUCGUGCUUCCUGCCCAGGGCUCUCAAAAACGAGUUGCUCUGCUCUGCCGCAGGCGUUUCUCAUCCAGCUCCUUCAGUGACCACAUGGCCCUACUGAGAGCCUUCCAGGCGUGGCAGAAAGCCCGCAGUGAAGGCUGGGAGAGAGCCUUCUGUGAGAAGAACUUUCUGUCCCAGGCCACCAUGGACAUGAUACUAGGCAUGAGGACACAGCUGCUGGGACAUCUUCGUGCUUUAGGUUUUGUGCGGGCUCGUGGAGGCAGUGACAUCCGUGACGUGAACCUGAACUCUGAGAACUGGGCUGUGGUGAAGGCAGCCCUGGUGGCUGGCAUGUAUCCAAACCUGGUCCAUGUCAACAAGGAGACCUCCCUGUUCUCUAGUAACAGGGAGAAGAAGGUCCACUUUCAUCCCACUUCUGCAUUGAACGAGAUCAAGGAGAACAGCUCAGCCAAAUUGGCCCAGGACCUUCCCACAGACUGGUUAAUCUACGAUGAGAUGAGCCGUGGCCACAGGAUGGCCAGUGUCCGCUGCUGCUCCAUGGUGACUCCCCUAACUUUGGCCAUAUUUGGAGGCUGUGCCAAGCAGCCCUACUCUGUCCUGCAGGAACCUGCUUUACCGAAAGCAACUGACAUUCCACUGGAUGACAUGAGUGACAGUGAGACAGAGGACCUAGCUGAGAUAAGGGUAGAUGACUGGCUCUUCUUCGAGUUGGAGAGAGAGGCUGCAGGACUGGUGUUUGAACUGAGGCAGAAGUGGCAAAACUUGUUCAUCAAGAGGAUCCGUUGUCCUUCAAAACCCCGGUCUCAACACGAAGAGGCCAUUGUCCACACCCUGGUUUCUGUGUUUGCAGCAGAGGAGCAGGAAGCAGGUCUGCAGCAGCCCACAGGUAUUGGCCAGCGGCCCCGGCCUAUGCCAUCAGAGGAGGGGCCCCAGGCCUUCGUGAAUAACCCCAGCACCACCUAUGACAAGCCUUUUAGGACACCAGAAACCUCCGGCUUACUUCAGAUAAAAUCCCACAGCAGAAAUGAAGCCUCACUGCCCAUGAGCCAGCCCUCUGGAGACCCACAUUCCUCCAGUAAUUCUUGUCCUGAGACCUCAGACAGCACCUCUGACAUCCCCUCUCCCUCCUCCUCAGGAAAGGUUUCAAAACCAGAGAUCCCUCAACCCGCCUCUUCAUCAAUCCGAUACUUUAUUAUGAAGAGCAGUAACAUCAGGAACAUAGAAAUUUCUCAGCAGAAAGGUAUCUGGUCCACCACACCAAGCAAUGAGACCAAACUCACUAAGGCCUACCUGGAGAAUAGCCUCAUCAUCCUCAUCUUCUCUGUUCAGGGCUCUGGACACUUCCAGGGCUAUGCUCGCAUGGCAUCCGCCAUCAGUCAGGAGAACUGCCAGGACUGGGGCUUCAUGGGCCUGGGUGGAGUUUUCAGGCUAGAGUGGAUCCACAAGGAGAGUCUUCCCUUCCACUGCACCCAACACAUCCUAAACGCAUGGAACGACAACAAGAAGGUCCAGAUCAGCAGGGAUGGACAGGUGAGAGGACAGUGCAAACAUACUGUAGCUUACAAGCAGUUUGAUUCUGACGCACGCACGUACACACACACGCGCACACACACACGCGCACACACAGAAUGA